Molecule: messenger RNA, 1140 nt
Organism: Linepithema humile (Argentine ant)
Lineage: Eukaryota; Metazoa; Arthropoda; Insecta; Hymenoptera; Formicidae
Source: RefSeq, a predicted model, not a curated record
AUGUCCAAGAGCAUGGUACAAGUUACUAUACAUUCGCGAUAUAAUGAUUUUUCUAAAACAUUAACAUGUUUAAUAAUUCCAAGCAUCACGGAUCGAAUUCCGGCAGACGUCUUUCCGCGAGAACGAGUUAGAAUACCUCCAAACAUUAAGCUAGCUAAUCCGUAUUUCCAUGUACCAAACUCAAUCAAUCUUAUAAUAGGAUCAGGCGCAACGUUGUCAUUGUUUUCAAUUAGACAAAUUAAUCUGUCUCGAGAUGGAUAUGAUUUGUUCUUACAAAAAACGCGGCUUGGAUGGGUGAUUGUGGGAAGCGCAUCGGCGCAAACUCAGUGUAAUACCGCGACGUGUCAAUUGACGAGUUUAGAAAAACAAUUAAUAAAAUUUUGGGAAAUCGAAGAGGUUGCCACCGAUAAGUCAAGGUCAGAGGAAAAAAUAGAGCGUGAAAGGCAUUUCGUGAACAAUGUGUUUCGCAACAAGAAGGGACGUUAUAAGGUCCGCUUACCGUUUCGCAAGAUCGCCGGGACUUUGGGGGAAUCUAGAGCAAUGGCACUUAGACGCCUAUCAUCAUUAGAACGCAAAUUUGACGCCGAUAAAACAUUGAAAAACGAAUACACACGGGUGAUAGAAGAACAUUUAAGAUUAGGGCACAUGACAGUAGUAAGGGAUUGUGAAAAUAACGGAUAUUACAUGCCGCAUCACGCGGUCAUUAAAGAGACAAGCAAUACUACUAAGGUGCGCGUGGUAUUCGACGCCUCCGCGAAGACGAGCAACGGCAUAUCGUUGAACGAAGCGUUAAUGGUAGGGCCUACAAUUCAAAACAAACUGUUCACUCAUCUAAUGCGGUUUCGAACAUACAAUUACGUUAUAACAGCAGACGUUGAAAAAAUGUACUGUCAGGUGUUGCUUCACGAAGAUGAUCGUCGGUUUCAACGAAUACUUUGGCGAGUCGGCGAAAGAGUCGAAACACUUCAGUUCAAUACGCUUACUUUCAGCGUGGCGUCAUCGCCGUUUCUAGCAAUUCGCGUGAUUCAAAAACUUGCGGACGACGAAAAUCACAUGUAUCCCCGGGCGGAAAAAAUCAUCAAGGCACAUUUGUAUGUGGAUGAUUUAUUAACCGGAGCCGAAAUCGUCGAGGAAACUUGA